Molecule: messenger RNA, 3212 nt
Organism: Tachyglossus aculeatus (Australian echidna)
Lineage: Eukaryota; Metazoa; Chordata; Mammalia; Monotremata; Tachyglossidae
Gene: UBA7
Product: ubiquitin like modifier activating enzyme 7
Exons: 24
Coding region: 21-3092 (1023 amino acids)
Biological process (GO): protein sumoylation
Cellular component (GO): SUMO activating enzyme complex; cytoplasm
Molecular function (GO): SUMO activating enzyme activity
Source: RefSeq, a predicted model, not a curated record
CCCAUCAUCGGGACAGCAGAAUGAGUGUCCCAGGAACAAGUCGGUUUAUCGAUGAGGAACUGUAUUCCCGGCAGCUCUAUGUGCUGGGCACAGCAGCCAUGCAGCGACUACAAGAUACCACCGUGCUGGUGUCCGGCAUGAGAGGACUGGGUGCGGAGAUCGCCAAGAACCUGGCACUGGCCGGAGUUGGUAGCCUCACCGUGCACGACCCCAACCCUGUCCGCUGGACAGACCUCUCCUCUCAGUUUUUUCUGUCAGAGGAGGAUUUGGGGAAGAACCGGGCAGAGGCCUCUAAACCCCACCUAGCUCAGCUCAACAGCUUCGUCCCCAUCAGGAUCCACACGGAGCCCCUCACUGAGGCCUUCCUGUGUGGCUUUCAGGUGGUGGUGCUCACAGACUCGACACUCAAGGAGCAGCUAUGGGUCGGGAAUUUCUGUCACAAGCACGGUGUGCGCUUCCUCGUCGCUGAUGCCAGGGGCCUGGUGGGGCAACUUUUCUGUGACUUUGGAGAAAAAUUCACCAUCCACGAUCCUACUGAAGCAGAGCCAAUGUCAGUCCCAAUCCAGCACAUCUCCCAGGGAUCUCCUGGACUGGUCACCCUUACCGCCGGGCAGCCUCAUAACUUCCAGGAUGGGGACUGGGUCACCUUCUCAGAAAUCAAGGGUAUGAUGGAGCUCAAUGACUGUGCCCCCCAGCCUAUUCAUCUAUUGGAUGAGUGGACCUUGGAGAUUGGGGACACAAUGACCUUUACCCCAUACUUGAGCGGCGGGAUUGUCACUGAAGUCAAGAAACCUCAGAUCUGCAGCUAUGAACCCCUGCAGCAGGCUCUGGACCAGCCCCAGAUUCUGGCUUCUAGCCCCAAAGCGAAUGAACAAGCCCAGUGCCUUCACCAGGCUUUCCGUGCACUGCACCACUACGAGGAACAGACUGGUCACCCACCCCGACCUUGGAACCUGGUUGAAGCAAAUGAAGUGGUCGUCCUGACCCAGAAGCUUAUGCCCCAAGAACAUCCCUUAGAUGAUGCCCUCGUGAGGAAGUUUGCCUUGUGCUGUGCUGGGGACUUGAGCCCCAUCGACUCUAUUUUAGGUGGGAUCGCAGCCCAGGAGGUCCUGAAGGCGGCCUCGGGGAAAUUCUGCCCCUUGAACCAGUGGCUAUACAUCAACGCCCUCGAGUGUCUCCCAGAAGAUGGGGAGCCCCCGCUGAGCCCUGAAGAUUGUGCCCCCCGCAACAGCCGCUACGAUGGACAGAUAGCUGUAUUUGGGACUGAUUUCCAGAAGAAGCUGGGCAGUCAGUGUUACUUCUUGGUGGGAGCCGGGGCGAUUGGCUGUGAGCUGCUCAAGUCCUUCGCAAUGCUGGGCUUGGGAGCUGGGCCAGGGGGAGGUGUUACUGUCACGGACAUGGACUCUAUUGAACGCUCCAAUCUCUGUCGCCAAUUCCUCUUCCGUCCACAAGAUGUGUCUAAGCCUAAGGCGGAGGUGGCGGCAGCUGCAGCCCGGCGGCUGAACCCUAGGCUGUCAGUAACCCCGCACGUGCACCGUGUGGGGCCUGACACGGAAAGCAUCUUCGGGGAUGACUUCUUCUCUGGGCUCCAUGGUGUGGCCACAGCACUGGACAACUUUGAAGGCCGACAGUAUGUGGCCAAUCGCUGUGUGCACUACCUAAAGCCGAUGCUGGAUUCGGGCACGCAGGGUACCCGGGGUACUUCCAGCAGCUACCUACCUUUCCUGACCCAGCGCUACCAAGCCCCGGUCGUGGACACUUCACCCACCUAUCCUGUCUGCACGCUGCGCCACUUCCCCAGUGCCAUUGAGCAUACCCUGCAGUGGGCCCGGGAUGAGUUUGAGGGCCUGUUCCGGCAGCCGGCAGAGACUGUCAACCGUUACCUGCGCGAGCCAUCUUUCCUGGAGACAUUGGAGGGGGCACAGGCCCUGACGUUAUUGGAGAGCGUCUACAGUAGCCUGACCCAUCGGCCCCAAGACUGGCGUGACUGUGUGAGCUGGGCCCGGCACCUCUGGCAGCUCCACUACCACAAUGACAUUCGUCAGCUGCUGCUCCACUUCCCCCCAGAACAGAUGAGCCAAGAUGGAGUCCCCUUCUGGUCUGGAACUAAGCGCUGUCCCCAGCCUCUGGAUUUUGACUGCUGCAAUCCCACCCACCUGGACUACAUCCUGGCAGCUGCCAACCUGUACGCCCAGAUUUACGGACUGUCGGGCUCCAAGAACCGAGACACACUGCAGGCCCUGCUGGGAGAACUGUCUGUCCCUGCCUUCCAGCCCAGGGCUAAUGCCCAAAUCUUUGCCAGUGACCAGGAGAUGGAACAGCAGGCCCCAGAGGACUUCAGCACAGAGCAGGAGAAGAGACUCCAGCAACUGCGCGGGGCCUUGGGGAAGCAGCAGGAAAUCUUCCUCCACGCCUCCCCGAUGAAGCCACUACUGUUCGAAAAGGAUGACAACAGUAACUUCCAUAUGGACUUCAUUGUGGCCGCAUCCAACCUGCGCGCCGAGAACUACGGGAUCCCCCCGGCCAACCGCAGCAAGAGUAAGUUUAUCACAGGGAAGAUCAUCCCGGCCAUCGCCACCACCACAGCGGUAGUGGCCGGUCUGGCCUGCCUGGAACUCUACAAGGUGGUGUGGGGACACCAGAGGCUCAGCUCGUACCGCAACAACUAUUUGCACCUGGCUGAACCCCGUUUCAGCCGUUAUGUGCCCUUUGCCCCCAUCAUCCAGAAGUAUCGCCACCUGGAGUGGACUUGCUGGGAUCGCCUGACUGUGCCCACCCCCCAACCCAGCCAGCCAGAAAUGACACUGCAGGACUUGCUGGACCACAUCUGGGCGAAGCACGGGCUGAAGGUGACCAUGCUGCUUCUCGGCUCCGCCUGGCUUUACUCCCGGGGCUGGCAGGAGGCGAAGCGGAGCCGACAUCUGUCACAGAGGGUGACGGAGCUGGUGGAGAGAAUCACGGGCCACGCCCUGGAGCCCCGCUGCCGGGUCCUGGUCUUGGAGAUGGGCUGUGAGGGUGAGGAGGAGGACACGACCUUCCCCCCGCUCCACUACUGCCUGCGCGGAGCCGAGCGCCUGGUCCCGGGUGAGUGACCAGGAGUUGGAAGCGCCCCCUGGUCCCGGGGCCUGGGCAGCCUCGGGGCCCAGAGGCCGCAGUGUCACCACCAAUAAAGAUGUGGCGCAUCCAUUCUGGGUGAUGGCAGCCAACUGGAA